CCGGGGGAGGCGGGGGCGCCGCCGCCGCGCAUCGCUCCGCGCCUGGGGCCGGGCAGCCGCCCGCACCGGCCGCGCUCCGCCCGGGGCUGCCCGCCCGCCCGCCCGCCCCCCCCCCCCCCUCCUCCCUCCCUCCCCGCCGGGCGCCCUGCGGGGCUCCGGGGCUCCCGCAGGUUUCGGCUUGGCCGGGCGCGGAGAGAGACGGUGAGAAAGAGCACUGUCAUCAUGUCAGUCAGCGUCCACGAGAACCGUAAAUCCCGGACUAGCACCGGCUCCAUGAACAUCUUGCUUUUUCACAAAGCUUCUCACCCGGACUGCGUCUUGUCCCAUCUGAACACCCUGCGGAAGCACUGCAUGUUCACCGAUGUCACCCUUUGGGCAGGAAACAGGUCAUUCCCAUGUCACCGGGCAGUGCUGGCUGCCUCCAGCAGGUACUUUGAAGCCAUGUUUAGCAAUGGCCUCCGGGAGAGCCUGGAUGAUGAGGUGAACUUCCAUGACAGCCUCCACCCGGAGGUGCUGGAGCUACUGCUGGACUUUGCUUAUUCCUCUCGGAUCAUCAUCAAUGAGGAGAAUGCUGAGUCCCUCCUGGAGGCUGGAGACAUGCUGCAGUUCCAUGAUGUCCGAGACGCGGCGGCUGAGUUCCUGGAGAAGAACCUCUACCCUUCCAAUUGCCUGGGCAUGAUGCUGCUCUCGGAUGCUCAUCAGUGCCGGCGGCUCUAUGAGCUCUCCUGGAGGAUGUGCCUGGUCAACUUUGAGACUGUUCACAAGAGUGAGGACUUCAACAACCUUUCCAAGGACACUCUGCUGGACCUCAUCUCCAGUGAUGAGCUGGAAAUUGAGGAUGAAGAAAAGGUCUUUAAGGCUGUCAUCCAGUGGGUGAAAUACGAUCUGGAUGAGCGGAAGGCUUAUCUCCCAGAACUUCUGAGGAAUGUUCGUCUGGCCUUGCUUCCUUCUGAAUGCCUCAAGGAAGCCUUGGCUUCUGAGGACUUGAUCAUGGUGGAUGAAAGGAACAAGCUUGUCUUGGACGAAGCAAUUCAGUGCAAGAAGAAGAUCCUCCAGAAUGAUGGGGUGGUCACCAGUCCCUGUGCCAGGCCUCGCAAAGCUGGGCACACAUUGCUGAUCCUGGGAGGACAGACCUUCAUGUGUGAUAAGAUCUACCAAGUGGAUCACAAAGCAAAGGAAAUUAUCCCCAAAGCAGACCUGCCCAGUCCGCGGAAGGAGUUUAGUGCCUGUGCCAUCGGCUGCAAAGUAUAUAUCACUGGAGGAAGGGGCUCAGAGAACGGGGUCUCGAAAGACGUAUGGGUGUAUGACACCGUUCAUGAGGAAUGGUCAAAAGCUGCCCCAAUGUUAAUAGCUCGGUUUGGGCAUGGGUCAGCUGAAUUGGAAAACUGCCUGUAUGUGGUUGGUGGACACACUGCAGUAGCUGGAGUCUUUCCUGCAUCUCCUUCUGUUUCCUUGAAGCAAGUGGAGAAGUAUGAUCCCAUAGCCAACAAAUGGACAAUGGUGGCUCCUUUGAGAGAUGGAGUGAGCAACGCUGCGGUGGUGAGUGCCAGGCUCAAGCUUUUUGUCUUUGGUGGGACCAGCAUUCACCGAGACAUGGUGUCCAAAGUCCAGUGCUAUGAUCCAGCUGAGAAUCGGUGGAUGAUCAAAGCCGAAUGCCCACAGCCCUGGCGCUACACAGCAGCCGCUGUCCUGGGCAGCCAGAUUUUCAUCAUGGGAGGAGACACCGAGUUCACGGCAGCAUCCGCCUACCGCUUUGACUGCGAAACGGACCAGUGGACACGCAUUGGGGACAUGACAGCCAAGCGCAUGUCAUGCCACGCUUUGGCCUCGGGGAAUAAACUCUACGUGGUGGGGGGUUACUUUGGCACUCAGAGGUGCAAAACGCUGGACUGCUACGACCCUACGUCAGACACGUGGAACUGUAUCACAACGGUGCCUUACUCGCUCAUCCCCACAGCUUUUGUCAGCACGUGGAAGCACUUGCCAUCAUGAUGAGGGUCGGGGCUCGGGGGCUUGUAUCCAGGAGGUCAGUAAGAUGCCAGUCACGUCCACAUCCCCUGUCUCGCUGCUGGAGCCGACGUGGUGACCGAGUCCCCUCCUGCUCUCCCGCACAGGACUCCGAGGAGCCUUUGGCAUCCCUUCCCGGCACCAGGAGCAGGAGGCACAGCCUGCCCAGCCGCCGGCAUCACACCAAGGGGGGUGCUCCAAGGGCCACCCAGCCCCACCACCGGCUGCCGCGCAAGGACAGCGAGGAGCCGGGAGCGCUGGCUGCGGGGCUGGGGCUGGGUAUGGGGGGUGCGGGGACGGCUCGUGAGCACCAGCGCCUCGACGGGACUGGGGAGAUAGAGGGUGUGCACCAGGCUGCAUCCCUCGGCAAGCACGGCAUGGGGAGCCGUCAGGUGCUUUUUGUUACUCGGUUGCAGGGGUUAAGAGCUAUUAAUACUUUCUUUUUUUAAAGGCAGUGAACUUGCCAUUGGCAAUGCCUGCUGUUUGGGAGACUUGGAAGUGUUUUUUAAAGGGAAGAGGGGUUGAGAGCACCUGGCUCUCCCCAUCCUCUGGCCGCUCCGCGUUGGCAAUGGCUGUCGAAACAUUAAAGCGUGGGAGCUUGGGGCGGCUGCCAGCAGCGCUGGGUACUGCGGCGAAACAGGGCAGGUGCCUUUUGUUUUGCACUUUGGGCCUUUUUAUGGGUUGUUUUUUUUUUUUCCCCUUUCCUUGCUGCAGCCGGUUGCGAUUUGGUCGGAGGCCGGGCAGCUCCCCGCACGCAGCUGCUGGGAAGAGUGCGGCGGCUCUGUUAGCGUGCCAAGGCACCGGCACCACUGCCGAGAUAUUCACCAGAUAAAACCUGCUGCGUGCUCAGAGCCGGUCUUCUGAGUUCCCCGCCACGCUCGCUGAGCAGCGCGUGGGUGAGGGCGUAAUUAGCAAACGAGCAGAAACAGAGGUGCAGCGGGGCAAAGCUCACGCCUUGGGAGGGGGCAUCUUGCCUCUAGUGAGGCCUCGGACGGAAAGCGAGCAGACUAGGGGAGCAUCGCAGGGCAGGCUGGGGAGGGACCCCCCCUCCUUCCUGCCGCGCCGCACAUCCUGGCUUCACCUUGGAGAGACGUGAGCAUUUUUGACUGCACGUUGCCUGCCAGCAGUUGGGCUGUAGCUGCCCCAGGUUAUCUGUGCACGCUGGCUGCCGACUGUAUUUGGGUUUAUCCAUGCAGGUGCUGUCAGCCCAAGUCGCUCCUCAUUCACGCUGUGGAGGAAGGCACGUGGAUUUUGGCUGUCGACAUGGGGCUGCAGCUCCCGACUGGCCUCCUCCAGGGCUGGCCACUGCCAAAGACUGGUCCUGCACUGCCCCAGCAUCCCGCUUCCCUCUGCAGCAGAUCUGGUCCUGCAGAUGCUCCAGGCUUGCCUUUCGCCCCUGGAUUAGGUUAAGCUGUAGCCUGGCCAGCUGAAUGAUGCAAUGCAAUGAAAAGCCUUGACAUGGCUUCAAACAACAAAGGUCUUUUUGGAGCAGCAAGCGCCCGUUGCUGCCGGGAAGAGCACACUUUGUGCACAGCCAGUCUGCCAUGCUCUGAAUGGCAUUUAUUUACAUUUUCUAGUCCUUUUUUUUUUUUUUUUUCCUUCAGCUGCUUGUGAACUUUAAUAAAAAUGAUGAUCUGGGAAACCA
Molecule: messenger RNA, 3652 nt
Organism: Harpia harpyja (harpy eagle)
Lineage: Eukaryota; Metazoa; Chordata; Aves; Accipitriformes; Accipitridae
Gene: KLHL25
Product: kelch like family member 25
Exons: 3
Coding region: 223-1992 (589 amino acids)
Molecular function (GO): protein binding
Source: RefSeq, a predicted model, not a curated record